AUGGAUGAACAAAGAAAUAAACUGGCUGAUCCAAAUGCCGAAAAUGUCCCAUCUCCAGUUAUCCUAGUUGUUCCUGCUCUUCGUGAGCGUGUUCCAAAAUAUGCAAAAUACCUAAAAUAUAUAGUGUCGAACAAGAACCAGUUGACAGAGUAUGCUACAGUUGCACUUACUGAAAAGUGCACAUCUAACAUUCAAAAUAAACUGCCCAUGAAGCUAAAGGAUCCAGGAAGUUUCACUUUGCAGAUCACCAUAGGGCAACCUAUUAGUGCUCAUGGACUGUGUGACUUGGGGGCUAGCAUCAAUCUUAUCACCAUAUAUUGGUACCAAAAGAUGGGUCUUGGGAGUCCCAAACCCACAACUAUUGUUUUACAAUUAGCAGACAGGUCCCUCGCUAAGCCUGAUGGUAUUAUCGAAGCUGUCUUGGUGCAAGUGGGAUCCUUAAUCUUUCUAAUGGAUUUUGUAAUUCAUGACUCUGAAGCUGAUCCUAUUGUUCCAUUUAUUUUAGAAUGA
Messenger RNA from Capsicum annuum, 510 nucleotides. RefSeq lists its product as uncharacterized. NCBI's taxonomy places the organism in Eukaryota, Viridiplantae, Streptophyta, Magnoliopsida, Solanales, Solanaceae. The record is from RefSeq and is a predicted model, not a curated record. Bases 1 to 510 code for a protein of 169 amino acids. The transcript has 2 exons.